Oppiella nova is the source of this 639-nucleotide messenger RNA. Lineage: Eukaryota; Metazoa; Arthropoda; Arachnida; Sarcoptiformes; Oppiidae. The record is from the annotation of a GenBank genome assembly.
GUCUCUACGGGUUUCAGUUAUGACGAAACAACCACUAAUCCCCACAACGACGACGUGUCCACCGCUAAUGACAACUACUUAGCCGUCGAAAGCUUUUUCGUAAAAUAUCCGCAUUUGAAGAAAAAUCCGUUUUAUAUAACGGGUGAGAGUUAUGCCGGCGUUUAUAUACCAAUGUUGGCCACAGAGGUAUUCAAACGCAACUCUACUAUCAAUUUGAAAGAUGGCGAUCGCAACUAUCAGGCUUCGUAUGACUUUGCUUUAGGACACGGAUUAGUGACCACUGAGUGGUACGAGAAAAAGAUUGAGAGCUGCUGUGAGUGUAAGUCUGGUCCUCAACAUGAGUGCGAUUUUAAUAAACCAGUAAAUGUUAGUAAGUGUGAAUCGGUUCCGUUAGCCUUUGUCUCGACCCCUAAUCCAUACAAUAUAUACGACGAAUGCUUUCCUGAUCUUGAGUUGCAGUAUGUAUUCAACACCUACUCUAAGCCACACUUUGACAAAAUGGGUCUCAGAUUCCCAUUGAAUGGAGAGUAUAAGGAAAAUGUGAAUAAACCGAAGUGUCCUAAGAAUGGUCACACGCCUUACCUCAACCAACCAGAUGUACGCAAAGCAUUGCAUGUGAGGGAAGGCACCCAGAGAUGG